Messenger RNA from Cherax quadricarinatus, 1615 nucleotides. It is a transcript of the gene Coq7, whose product is annotated as ubiquinone biosynthesis protein COQ7, mitochondrial. Gene Ontology annotation, molecular function: 3-demethoxyubiquinol 3-hydroxylase activity. NCBI's taxonomy places the organism in Eukaryota, Metazoa, Arthropoda, Malacostraca, Decapoda, Parastacidae. Gene Ontology annotation, cellular component: mitochondrial inner membrane; nucleus. Gene Ontology annotation, biological process: ubiquinone biosynthetic process; determination of adult lifespan; regulation of gene expression. The record is from RefSeq and is a predicted model, not a curated record.
AACACAAACCCUGGGCGUACCACCCUUCUGGGGCACAUUCUGCCCUCUUCUACCCCUUAUUUGGUAUAUUUUCGAGGGCAAAUAGGGCCGAAACUCACCGGAAAAGUGGUAAAAAUGUCAGGAAGAUGGCGAGAAAGGAGGACAGAACGGCGUAUCUAAGCAGUGAUUUUGAACGAGGGUCGCCAACGCCAUCUGUUGAGCCUUUUCUACCCUACAUUCCUCUAUAUUAAACUCAAACCAUGGCCACUUCAGCAGAGAAUUAAACUAUUAUGUAUCGCCCCUCAAUAAUUCAUGGAUUACGUCUGUACAGUACAAAAUCGACAAGGAAAAGAGAAUUGAUUGAUCGUAUCAUUCGUGUAGACCAUGCUGGAGAAUUGGGAGCCGACCGCAUUUAUGCAGGACAAAUGGCAGUGCUGGGUAAAUCUAGUGUGGGGUCAGUCAUCCAGCAUAUGUGGGACCAAGAAAAGGAGCAUAAAGCAAAGUUUGAAGAGUUGAUACCAAAAUACAGAGUGCGGCCUACUGUUCUUGUUCCCAUCUGGAAUGUGGCUGGUUAUGUCCUUGGUGCAGGAACUGCAUUGAUGGGCAAAGAGGCAGCAAUGGCAUGCACUGUAGCAGUAGAAUCAGUUAUCAUAGAUCAUUAUAACUCACAGUUACGAGAACUAAUUUCUUUAGGAAAGGAAGAAAACAAGGAACUUGUUGAAAUUAUAAAAAAAUUCAGAGAUGAUGAAAUGGACCACCAUGACACUGGCUUGAAGCAUGAUGCAGAAUUGACACCAGCAUACAAUGCUCUCACUCUUGUAAUUAAAACUGGUUGUAAAGCUGCUGUGUGGCUCUCCGAACGUAUUUAGAAUUUUCUCCUAUGUAAAAUGUCACUCUUCCUGGGUGGAAUACAGCCAGUGUUAAAAAAAAAAUUCUUUUUACAAUGAAGAUAGAGCAGUCUGUUCAAUGGCUCCUGAGCUUUGACCCAUCUUCAUGUUCAAUCCCUUCAGUGAGGGAGAAGAUGCCCCUUGAUGCCAGUAAAGAGUUCUGUAUCUGAGGAAUGGGAGCUAACCUCCUUUUGCAACAAAUCUGAUUACCUCCCAUUCCUAAAAUAGUAUGUGGUCCUUAGGGGUUUAGCACUUUUCCAUCAAUAUAAUGAACCGAGAACACUAGCCAAUAAAAUUUAACUUUAUUCACUUUACAGCAGUGCUGUAUGACCCUAAUGGAUUUAGCACUUCUUUUUUAUUAUAAUAAUAAUAUCCCCUUCAAGGGAGGUUCCUUGAUGCUGGUGAGGGGCUCUUGAUCUAGGGAAUUGGAUCUGUGCUCCAGUUCCCUGAAUUAAGCCUGAAUACCUUCCAUCCCCCCCCCACAGGCACUGUAUAAUCCUAUGGGUUUAGCGCUCCCCAUGAUAAUAAUAUCCACUUUACAAACUAAAUAUGGUUAUUUUAAGCUUACUUUGAUGUGCUACUCAUGAAUCUGAGCUUGUUUAGUCUCAUAAAAUUUUUUGAAAUCUUAUGAUAAAUAUUUUGGCUAUGUAAGGCUUUAGAACUUACAUAUGUUGCCUAACAGUCAUAGGUAUUAUGAAAAUAUUAAGUGUGGAAUAUGCACUAAUAAAACUAAUCUUUCUUAAUGUAAA